AAGGCUAUCGCGUUAUUGCCUUUACUUCAUAAAAACGGACCGAUAGAUAAUUUACGGUCAAAAGUUAAGUGUUUAGCAGCCAUUGUAGAGAUAUUUCGCGUGAAACGAAGCCCCGUGUUAGUAGAAAGUUCCAAAAUGCGGCUGCUCUUGGCCUUGGCAACACUCCUUGCAUUUGCAAGUGUCGAAAGUGCUUAUUCGAAAUAUGGUAGAACAUGCGAGGACAUCGGCUGCAUGAGCAAUGAAGAAUGUGUAAUGGAAGAGGAUCUUUGUACGUUGCAAUCAAAAGGUCACUGCGGAACAUUCCCUUCUUGUAAGCGGGUGAAACCCAAAGGGAAGACUUGCGACAACUACGUGUGUCCCGAUACGCAAGUCUGUCAAGUGAAACAUAACGAACCAAGAUGUGUUAAUAAAGGAACGGGAAAAACAAAGCGGGCUGCGCAGAGCUAUAAUCCAGGAUAUAACCCAAGCGCACCGUACAACCCUGCAUAUAAUCAACCGGGCCAUAUUUACCCCAAUUUGCCUUCAUACAAUCAACCAGGCUUCCCUGGGCAGUACAACGGUACUAAUUAUCCAGGACAGCAUAUCGGCACGAAUUAUCCAGGCCAAUACCCGGGGCAGUAUCCAGGCCAACAGCAUCCGCCAAUGAACCCACUUCCGGGACAGUACCCUGGCGCAGCAUAUCCGGGGCAAUACCCGGGUCAGCACCCUUUACCUAACCCACUUCCGGGCCAAUAUCCCGGACAACAGUAUCCCGGUGCACAAUACCCUGGUGCACAAUACCCUGGUGCACAUCAUCCAGCUGGUCAAUACCCCGGUCAACAAUACCCUGGCACACAGUAUCCGGGUGCCCAAUAUCCCGGAGCACAAUACCCCGGCAGUCAGUACCCUGGAACUCGGUAUCCUGGACAACCUGGCACAGCGGUUAGCGGCGAUUUCUACCGGGAUCAAACCAAAAACAACCCGCAAGGACGACGAUAUCGAAGAUCUCCACAAGGUCCAAACUACUCAACCGCGAAUCAGUACGGCGGUUCCAACCCCGGAUAUCCGGUAGGCGGAAAUACAUACCCUAUUCCUCCAGGAUAUUCCUCCCGUACGCAGUCCGCGCCUGGGCAUUACAGCGGAAGUAGUUACACUGGACGUCAACCUAGCCCUCCAAGCUAUCAGUCGGGUUCCAAUCAUUCGGGGGGUACGAACUAUCCUGGAACUAAACAACCGUACCCGCCUGCGGGAGGUACGAAUUAUCCAGCCGGCAGCACGAACUAUCCCGGUCAACAUACAGGAACAAACUAUCCCGGUCAGCAAACGGGCGCGAAUUAUCCCGGUCAACAUACCGGAACAAACUAUCCCGGCCAACAAACGGGCGCUAAUUAUCCCGGUCAACAUACAGGAACAAACUACCCCGGCCAACAAACGGGCACGAAUUAUCCCGGUCAACAUACAGGAACAAACUACCCCGGCCAACAAACAGGCACGAAUUAUCCCGGUCACCAAACGGGCCAUCAGUCCGGUACUAACUAUCCUGUUCAAACUGGAGGCGGUUACCCCAGCCAGAACAUCCAUUAUCCAAGCGGGUAUGGUGUAGCAAGUCGGCCAAGCUCCCAGAUUCCGCAAGGUAGUGGUGGGAACUACGGACAACAACAAGGUGGUGGUGAUUUUUAUCAAAGUCAAACUAAAAGUACCCAAGGCGGUAAUUACAACAAACCAGGCCGAGCGUACAAGCGGGAAGUGAGGAGCUACAAUUACGACGCGAACAGAUACGUGCCAGAAAAUAACGUUUACCCUCAGUAUCCCACGCAAUCGUACUAUCCCAGUAGUUAUCCUCAGCCUAACCAACCCUCUAGCUAUCCAACCCAACAAGGUGGCUACUAUCCCACUGCAAACACCCAAUAUUCUGGUUACCCUCAAUAUCAAGGCUACCCACACCAGGGUAAUGCUCAGUACCCACCGUACGAGAAAUACCCCACCACGGGUAGCAACGGGUUAGUUCAAGGAAUAAAGAAUGCGUGGGGUAAGGUUAACCAAUGGCUCGAUGGUAUCCUCCACAAAUUCUAAGCUCUACUCAAAUUGUGAUUUCAAGACUUCACGUACUUAUAAUCGAACGAAUUUUACUUAACUUUUUUAUAGUUCUUAUAUGUGUGUGUUAAAUGUUUACAUGUAUAUCAUUUAUUAAACUUAAAAGAAGUCUUUACCGAAA
Photinus pyralis (common eastern firefly) is the source of this 2194-nucleotide messenger RNA. Its product is annotated as calcium-binding protein P-like. The record is from RefSeq and is a predicted model, not a curated record. The transcript has 7 exons. Lineage: Eukaryota; Metazoa; Arthropoda; Insecta; Coleoptera; Lampyridae. The coding region runs from base 136 to 2052 and encodes 638 amino acids.